AAAAAAAAAAUUUCUCAAAAGGUUUUACAAUCGGACGGACCAAAAUUUAUCAUCUGCUACGAUCUCAUCGCUCGAGCAGAUCCAACUGUUCCUCGUAGAACCAUUCGGAAAACGACAAUAGUCGAGGACAGUAGACAAAUUUGGGGAAGCAGAGAAGAGAGAGAAGUCUCUGGUGCGUUUGUGCGGGUGUGAAGAAGAAUAAGAGCGCUUUGCUUCUUUGAGCUUCUCUGUUCAUAAAUUCCAGGGUGUUUAGGUCCUUUCCUUAUCAAAGUUGAGUGAGAAAAAGGAUCUGUGCUCUUCUCAGUCACUAAAGUUCGCAGUUUGGUUAGUGAUAUAUUUUUUUGGGGGAUAAUAUGAGCUUUACUGGCUCUUCUUUUGGUUCGGGAGGUAGAACUGUUAGAAGGGCAUUUGAGUUUGGAAGGACAUAUGUAGUGAGACCCAAAGGUAGACACCAAGCAACUGUAGUUUGGCUACAUGGCCUCGGUGAUAAUGGCUCAAGUUGGUCCCAGCUUUUGGAGACUCUUCCUCUUCCAAAUAUUAAAUGGAUUUGCCCAACUGCUCCUACUCAACCAAUCUCUAUAUUUGGUGGCUUUCCUUCGACGGCUUGGUUUAAUGUUGGAGAUCUUUCGGAAGAUGCUCCUGAUGAUUUAGAGGGUUUGGAUGCUGCUGCUGCACAUGUUGCGAAUUUGCUGUCAAAUGAGCCUGCUGACAUUAAACUUGGAGUAGGAGGUUUCAGUAUGGGUGCGGCCACUGCCCUGUACUCUGCAACCUGCUUUGCUGCAGGAAAGUAUGGGAAUGGUAAUCCUUAUCCAGCAAAGCUAAGUGCGGUCGUUGGACUAAGUGGUUGGCUUCCAUGUGCAAAGAUAUUGCGUAGUAAGCUUGAAGAAGGGGUGGAGGAAGCCACAAGGCGUGCAGCAUCCUUGCCCAUUUUUUUGUGUCAUGGCAAAGUUGAUGAUGUUGUUCUUUACAAAUAUGGAGAGAAAUCUUCACGAGCCUUGACUUCAACUGGAUUUCAGGACGUGACAUUCAAAUCAUAUACAGGACUCGGCCAUUAUACCGUUCCUGAAGAGAUGGAUGAGCUCUGUGCUUGGCUAAUUUCGAAGUUGGGGCUUGAGGGCCAAGGGAGUUCUUCAAUGACAAAAUGUUGAAUUAGGAAUUCAGAAGGGAACAGAAAGAAAUGGGAUGGAGAAAUGUUCUUCAAUUCUAAGCGACAAGAAUGAAAGGAAUCACAGGAGUGGUAUUGGAUGCAAUGCGGACUUCUUAUUUUUGACAUCAGUCUACGUAUGCCCUAUUUGUUUAUACUUCAUAACUUUUAUAUUUUUUUGCUCAAGACACUUCACAACUUAAUAUUGGUUUGGCUGGUUAGUUGUUGGUUGUACGUUCAUGAUUUCCGUCUUAAAGGGUUUGAAUUUCGCUAUUUCUGAGGGUACUAGAUAAAUACUAUCAUGGUUCCCACUUUUAACCGGACGAUAAAAAUUGCCAUAUAAAGAAUCAUGAAGGUCAAUAUAUACCCAUUUCAUAUCUCUACAUACACGGAGUCGGGACGGUACCUCCGGAAAAUAAAACCUCUACAUUUAAGAGUGAAAUUGAGCGGCAAGUUGAGCAUUGUUU
Molecule: messenger RNA, 1611 nt
Organism: Morus notabilis
Lineage: Eukaryota; Viridiplantae; Streptophyta; Magnoliopsida; Rosales; Moraceae
Product: acyl-protein thioesterase 2
Exons: 11
Coding region: 354-1148 (264 amino acids)
Molecular function (GO): hydrolase activity
Source: RefSeq, a predicted model, not a curated record